AUGGGAAGAACCAAAAAAACUUCCAAUAAGGUCCUAGUCCACCCCAGCGAAGCAAGUCCCAAGAAACGGAGGAAAGGAGCACAGCCUACAGGAAACACGACCUUGCCGGUCAUUGACAAGAUAAAGGAAAGGGAAAAACAGCAACAUAAGCAUGCAAACAGCACGCGGAAGAAUUAUGGCUCAUACAUCGACCGUGGACAGAAAUGGCUGAAGGUGCACGCCUCCGCUACUGGCUGUGGAGAUGAAGAAUCACACAAUGAUGAUGCUUACAAGGAUCCAACAUUCAGAGAUGCACUCAAGCAGAUACCUAACCAACAUUCAGAUAAAGCACUCGCACUCUUCAUGAAAACAAUGGCCAAAUACUGGGAGGAAGUAGCUGGUGAUACAUAUCGUGGAAAAUGGAGUUACAAUGAGAUACGGAGACGCUGGGAAGGGAAUCCUGCAUGCUCGGCUGAAGUGCAGGAUGUCAUUAAGUCAGUCCGACACAAGACAAAUAGUGAGGGCGCCGACAGAACUCACUCGAUUGCAAUGUCAAAAGGCUUCAUGGAUAGGAUUCUAAUAAGGUUGCUUGAAGGGGAUACAACGGCUACCGAUAACCUCACCUUGGAGCUGCGCACAUCAAUCACACGCGCUGUGAUGUACCAAGCGUUCAGCACCACUGCCUGGAAUCUAUGGACAAGGUGUUUUGAAUUGAUUAAACUCAAAAAGAAAGACCUUACAAUUGAUCCGUCCGAAGUCAACAUGGCUUUCAGGAAGUAUCUAUACAAUGAGACACUGUCGAUCAAGGACUCACAUGCUCGCUUCGAAGUGUUCUUGUCAAAUCGCAAAGGAUGGCAGCGGAAGGUGGAUAAAGGGCUGAAGGAGGCAGACUUGCGCAGUAACCGGUACAAAAUUUAUCCACAGCCAGGCAUGCCUGGCUGUGAUUGUUUCUUCUGGAUGCUGCUGUGGCUCGCCCUUCUUGAGAGGAUUCACUACAAUGGUGAGCUUGGGCCGGAGGACUUUGUCUUCCCCACAAUUGGCUCCAAUGGCAUCGUCCCAGACCCUUCAGUCAUAUUCAAUGUAGAACCCUGGCUCCGGACAUGCCAAAAGGCUGUAGAAUCCAUGCCAGCCAGUCACCAGCCGGUUAACGUAGAAUCAGUGCUGGCCAGUCUCUCUAGAAAUAGUGUUAGCUAG
Molecule: messenger RNA, 1173 nt
Organism: Suillus fuscotomentosus
Lineage: Eukaryota; Fungi; Basidiomycota; Agaricomycetes; Boletales; Suillaceae
Exons: 5
Coding region: 1-1173 (390 amino acids)
Source: RefSeq, a predicted model, not a curated record